ACUGCCUUUGGCAGUACACCGAGUCCGAGAGUAGAGCUGGGACUCUGAACAGUGUGCCUAGACGAACCAGGACAGGCAGAAUGGAGCACAGCCUGGAUCACACUUUUUUGAUUGGAGUGUCAGUAGUUGCAGUGACUGUACUCUUCCUGUUAUUCAAAUCUGUGGGUUCAGGAGAUUUAAAGAAAACCAAAAAGUCUCCUGCAACCUUACAGGACUCCAGUACAAAAUAUGCAUUACCUUUAAUAGAGAGGAAGGACAUUAGCCAUGAUACUAAAAAGUUCAGAUUUGGUCUUCCUUCUUCAAAGCACAUACUUGGCCUCCCCAUAGGUCAGCAUGUGUACUUGUCUGCUAAAGUGAACGGUAAUCUGGUAAUCCGUGCCUACACUCCUGUCUCCAGUGAUGAAGACACAGGCUUUGUGGAUUUAGUUGUAAAGGUGUACUACAAAAACACUCACCCAAAUUACCCUGAAGGUGGCAAAAUGUCUCAAUAUUUGAAUAACAUGAAGAUUGGUGAUACCAUAGAUUUCAGGGGACCGAAUGGACUGCUUGUUUAUAAAGGGAAAGGUAAUUUUGCAAUCCAACCAGACAAAAAAUCAGAAGCCUCAAAGAAAUCUGUCAAGCAUGUUGGAAUGGUAGCAGGAGGAACAGGCAUCACUCCAAUGCUGCAGUUGAUUCGUCACAUAACAGCGGACCCCAGAGAUGACACAAAGUGCUACCUCAUUUUUGCUAAUCAGACUGAGAAGGACAUCCUUUUAAGAGCAGAGUUGGAAGAGGUUGUUGAGAAGCACCCUGAACAGUUUAAACUGUGGUAUACUCUGGACAAGCCACCACAGGGUUGGAAGUACAGCUCUGGUUUCAUUAAUGCAGAUAUGAUCAAAGAUCACAUGCCGCCUCCAGCGGACGAUGUCCUCAUCCUCAUGUGCGGCCCUCCUCCCAUGAUUCAAUUUGCAUGCCAACCCAACCUUGACAAACUGGGUUACAAGCAGGGAGCCCGUUUUGCUUACUAACACAGAUGUGGAGCCAGGCUUUUACUUACUGAAGUGUGUUUUAUUGAGAGCAAUUAAACAUUUACAUUGGAAAGUC
Molecule: messenger RNA, 1083 nt
Organism: Polyodon spathula (Mississippi paddlefish)
Lineage: Eukaryota; Metazoa; Chordata; Actinopteri; Acipenseriformes; Polyodontidae
Product: NADH-cytochrome b5 reductase 2
Exons: 9
Coding region: 81-1007 (308 amino acids)
Cellular component (GO): mitochondrion
Molecular function (GO): FAD binding; oxidoreductase activity
Source: RefSeq, a predicted model, not a curated record